This is a messenger RNA of Sinocyclocheilus rhinocerous, 766 nucleotides long. RefSeq names its product monocarboxylate transporter 2-like. The record is from RefSeq and is a predicted model, not a curated record. Gene Ontology annotation, biological process: monocarboxylic acid transport. Lineage: Eukaryota; Metazoa; Chordata; Actinopteri; Cypriniformes; Cyprinidae. Bases 189 to 644 code for a protein of 151 amino acids. Gene Ontology annotation, molecular function: monocarboxylic acid transmembrane transporter activity. The transcript has 2 exons. Gene Ontology annotation, cellular component: basolateral plasma membrane.
AAUGUCAACCAAUUCAUUGAUGUCUCCCUCUUCAAGCACAGAGGCGUCCUGAUCUAUCUUGUAGGGAAUGUGCUCAUGUUUAUUGGAUUUUUUUUGCUCCAGUUGUCUUCCUGGCACCAUAUGCCAAGCAUCAGGGGAUAGAUGAGUACUCUGCAGCAUUCCUGCUCUCCAUAUUCGCUCUAGUAGACAUGUUUGCAUGUCCAGGAACGGGUUUGAUCGCCAACACUAGAUGGAUCAGACCCAAGAUCCAGUAUUUCUUCAGCUUCGCUGUGACAUAUAAUGGCCUGUGCCAUAUGAUGUGUCCGCUCUUACCAGGUUACAGUGGCCUGGUGGUGUUUUUUGGCCUGGCUUUUGGGAUGGUGUGUGCUCUUCUGUUUGAGAUGCUCAUGGAUUUGGUGGGAGCCCAGCGGUUCUCCAGUGCGGUUGGGCUUGCUACCAUUAUAGAGUGUGGGCCUGUCCUUCUGGGGCCACCCAUCUCUGGUUUUCUGGUGGACAUCUUCAUGGAAUAUAAAUACAUGUACUUUGCUCGUGGUAUGAUGAUGCUGGCUGGAGGUAUCUUCCUCUUCGUCAUGAACUAUUACAACUACAGAUGGUUGGAAAAGGAACAGAAACAGAGACAGGUGGAGGGGCUAGAGAUCGGCUGAGCCAAAGAGCUUGCUGCCAAUGAGGAGGACAAAGACAAAGACAAUGAAGAAGAGAUCAAACUCAGCACAGAGGAGGAAGUAGGAAACUCCUUUUUUUUUAUUUAUUGAAGAUAUAACAUUCA